Molecule: messenger RNA, 8541 nt
Organism: Lethenteron reissneri (Far Eastern brook lamprey)
Lineage: Eukaryota; Metazoa; Chordata; Hyperoartia; Petromyzontiformes; Petromyzontidae
Product: centromere protein J-like
Biological process (GO): centriole elongation; cilium assembly
Cellular component (GO): centriole; centrosome
Molecular function (GO): tubulin binding
Source: RefSeq, a predicted model, not a curated record
GGUGACGUCACGCGGCGGGAGGCGGUCCGCGGUGACGUCACGCGGCGGGAGGCGGUGCGCGGUGACGUCACGCGGCGGGAGCGAAAGGCGGCAUCUUCGUAGCUGGGUGGCGGACGCGAGCGCCACAAAACCACGUUUGGUGCCGACUGCCCCGGGAACAGCGGCCAUGUCGGGCGAAGUGGAGCGCGCGGCGUUCCUGCGCUGGGAGGUGGUGGACACGGCGCGGGCCGGCGUGCUGCUCGAUGAGCCACUUCCACCGGCGCGCUUCGCUGGGUCUCGGCAAGAGAGGCGGAUGAGCUCCAGUCCCGCUCACCCCGAUGGCCCCGAGAUUUUUCAACCCCUGCGACCGAUGCUCGUGGGCAGCCUCGACUCGACAGCGCAGGUGUACGGGGAUAUGUCGCAACAGGAUGAAGGUUACCCGCGGCCCGCCUGCCUGGCGGCAGACGAGCGUGUCGCGGCGGGAAAGGACCCACGACAGAUGCAGCUGCUGCCACCGUUCUCACCGGGCAUGCUGGGAACUACGCACUUUGACCCCGUCGCUCUCAGCUCUACCGGUCGAGGGACCGUGCUGGAGCAGCAGUUGCUGCAGCUGCAGGCUUGGCAGGCUCACCAGCAGCAGCAGAUGCAGCGGCUACAGCAGGAGAAGAUGUCUGUCCUCAACUUGGUUUCUGGACCGUGGCUCCACAGAGGAGCUGGCAAGAAGCUAUCACAGCCUCCACCAAUGGAACACUUUGGGAGCAUGGGGAGGCCCGAGCAGCCUGAUGUUCAUGCGAAGGCCCAUAAACCCAGCUCUCCUGGUGAAGGUGAAAGCGUACCAGACGACGAAAGCAUCUCUCUCGAGCGCUCCAGGUACUCCCCGCGCGGCGCGUCGAGCCCCGAGCAAUGGCCGAGCGAGCAGAGCGAAUUGGAGGACCACCGACAACGUUCGCCGCUUCCCGUCCACCCGGAGGACAGACCCAUCACACCUGGCAUUCAAGGUGCUCGGAGAUUUGAGCAACUCCUGGAGGAGCAGAUGAAGGCUGAGGAGGAGAGACUAAGAGGAUGUGAGAAGCCUUUUGCAGGUGCUGGAGGAGAUACUGGAGGUGGCGAUGGUGGCGGUCGUGCACGGAAACCAUUUUUGAAACGUGGUCAAGGCAUCGCUCGCUUUGAUAGAGGAAAAGAAGUCCCGGCUAGAAUGUCCAAGGGCGUUGGUGAGGAUGGCAGUUCGAUCGUCACUGCAAAAACGCAACGCGGUGCUGCCCAAGAGAUGUCGUUAAAGAGCACAGCGCCGGUGCAGAAGGCGAGAGGGAGUCAUCCGCAGGUCCAGAAACCGGAUCGCCAAAUGCACGCGAGCAGGGGAAACGAGAAGCUAAAGCCAUCCGUCGGGUCCAAAUUGGUGUCCGGUGGAGCAGAACGGUCGUACGCAAGUACCCGUCCACCCGCCGAGAUCUCCAGCGCACGGUCAGCGAGCAGGGCCAGUGAGGUGGCGACGCAGGCUGCGAGGAAUGCGCAGAGUAGCGCACAACCCCGUAAAAUGGUCACAUUUGACCUGCCCGAUGACCCGCCCUCCGCUAAAAUGUCUGGCUCGCAGCUCAGAGAAGAGAACCUGCGAAUGCCACCUGCGAUCAAGGAGUCGUAUCCACAGACACAGAAUGAAACGAGGCAGGAUGUUGAAAUUGAUCGAGCGCAACUCGCCGCACAAACGCCGAGCCAGCGGCACGAGGGUCUGUGCAUGGGGGCCCAGUUGCCCGUGUCGUGCGUGGCCGAGUCUUCCUUUGAGACGUCCUUUCAGCGCAAGAUGGAACGCUGGGACUCUGAGCGAGCCGUGGACGAUCACGAACUGCAGGAGUUUGAGCUGCUGGAGCAAGCGGCGCAGGACCUCUCGUUUGCAAGCAACGCCUCGUUGACCACGACGAGGGCGCCGCCACCGCAGAUGCUGCCGCCUCCGAUGAACCUGGACAACUGGGGAAACUGGCGUCGGCUGUCGUCGACGCCAAUCAAGGAGUCGGAGAGGGCCGUCACGCCGGAGAGUGAAGGAGCAAGCGAGGUACCCGGUGCUCAGGCCCCAAAACAUGCUACGGCUUUAAAGUCCGUUUGGCAGCAGCCCACGGAGAUUGGCGGUGACAGGGGCGGUGAGGUCAGAGGAGUCGAUGGAGGCGACGGACAGUGCGACGAUGAACGUGGUGGUGGAGGCGGCGUGGCGGAGGCCCUGGGGGCCACGAAUUGUUUGCCGUCUCGCCCGGGAGUUGUUGAAGAUGCGGAACUGAUGAGCGAUGACAGCUCCGAUGCUUCUGAAGUCUCUAGCUUUUUAAGCGGCGUCGAGGAGUGUGACGAUCUAGACGACAAUGACGAUGGCGACUGUGAAAAGCCACCGACCCCUUGCAAGGAUCCUGAUGGUUUUGAAGAUGAGCACACGUGGAACGACGACAAUGAUGUUGUUGAUGAAGACGAAAGGACUCUGGUGGAGGAGAACCACAUGGCGGAGGAUAGAAAUCACGCACGCCUGGAGGGCUCGGAGCAACGAGCGGUCACGCGUAAGGUGGCACAGUGUAGGACAGUAGACAGGACAGACUUGGGCGACUUUCACAAUGGGAAGGUGUCUCCUAAUGAACCGCCAACAUCUGGACUCGUGGCAAAACUUUUCCCGGCACUUAAACCGCCCAAGAAAGACGUCGCUGUUGCCCCUGCGGCGGACGUGGGGCAGUCGCGGCUGCUGCAGGAGCGACUGGCCGAGCUGGAGACGGAGAUCGCACGCUUCCGCACCGAGAACGCCGCCCUCGCCCGCCUGCGCGCCGAGCACGAGGCCUCGCUGGAAACCCUACGCAAGGAGAGGGAGGCGUUCGAGAGGCACAGGGCGGAGGGGGUGGCCCAGCUCGAGGCUGAGCGGCUGGAGGGGCAGCAGCGGCUGCAGCGUGAGCGGCGCGUCUUCCAGAAGCACGCGGCGGCCGCCCGGGCCAUCCCCGACAAACAGCAGCGCAACGAGGCACAGACCCUGCGCCAGCAGCUGGCCGAGCUGCAGGACGAGCUGCGCCGGCGGGAGGCGCGCUGGGCGGCGGGGCAGGCGCGCUCGCGCGAGCAGCUGCAGGCGGCGGAGCGGCUCAACGCCGAGCUGCGGCGCGAGCUCAGCACCGCCGAGCGCCUGCGUCUGCAGGCCGUACGGCGGCGCGGGGCGGCUGGGCGCAACGGCGGGGCCCCCGCGGGAGGACCCGCGAUGGACAGGGAGGCGGUCGCUCUGCAGGUUCUGGGAACCCAGAAGUUGGACGUGGGUCCACAGCUCGCCGCUCAUCCUGCGAAUGGCGCUCCGACUAAGGUGGCGGCGGGUCACCUUCCUGCAAGUGAUGCGGCCAAGGCUGGCGCCCUGAAGCCAAAGUCCUCGUCUCUCAAGUCGCAGGCUCCCAGCCUAGGAUCCCAGAAGGGCACGGAAACCAAACUGGGGAGGCCUAGCCAAGCUGCGUCAGCUGCUUCCAGGACCACGAGGCCGGACUUGAGUUCAACGGGAGCAGCAGCGGCGAUGACGGCGGCGGCAGCGGAGGACACCCCACGUACGGCCACCCUGAAAGCCGCCACUCAAGACUCGUCGCAUCCCUUCGGCACCUCUCACCACAAACCGGAGGGCGGCGGUGACUGCGGCCCGGGUGUGGAGCAGUCUCCCGACUGGGGUGCGAGCUCGCUGGACGGAAGCAGGACCGCGGACGAGGAGGUGCUGGAAGAGGUUACACAUCCCGAUGGCAAGGUGGAGGUGGUGUCGCGCGACGGCCGCCGCACGCUGCGCUUCCCCAACGGCACGCGCAGGGAGGUGAGCCCCGGCGGGCGCUCGGUGCUCGUGGCCUUCUUCAACGGAGACGUGAAACGCGUGCUGCCCGACCAGCGCGUGAUUUACUACUACGCAGAUGCACAGACCACACAGACCACUUUUCCGGACGGUUUGGAGAUUCUACAGUUCCCGGACAAUCAGAUUGAGAAACACUACCCGGACGGAAGCAAGGAGAUCGUGUUUCCCGACCAGACCGUGAAGCACCUGCAUGUGGACGGGCGCGAGGAGACGAUUUGUCCAGAUGGCACCGUCAUUCACACUCAGCUCAACGGCGACCGCGAGAUCGAGUUUGCGGACGGGCAGCGCGAGGUGCACACGGCGCGCUACAAGCGGCGCGAGUACCCGGACGGCACCGUCAAGACGGUGUUCCCCGACGGACGCCAGGAGACGCGAUACGCCUCGGGGCGUCUCCGCCUCAAGGACAGCGCCGGCAACAUCGUCUUUGACGGCACCGAUGCCCACUAAGCGCCGCCCGAUUCGCGCGGUUGGCUACGUACAGCGCGAGGAGAAGUUCAACGUGCGUACGUACAUCAGCGCUGGCGCCCUCUGUCCCCUGGCUCAAGUCCCGUCGCGUGAGCUGGGCCGGUGACAUGCCGUGGCACGAUGAACCAAGUUUUGUGGCGCGCCGUGGCGGUGCCGGUUGGUGCUGCAGUCUGCUCUGUGACACAGUCGCAUGCCGUGGAAAGCUCUGGCAUGUUUUCGUACGUCAUGGUACACUGAACAAGCUGUGGCACACUGAAAAUGGUCGUGGUUAUAGACACGGUUAAAACGCAAUCUGACACAUCUCAUACAAUUACAGUGAAACCUUCUAAUGAUCUCUUUCAAAAUGCUCAAUGCAUCCACUCAGACACGUGCCAAUUCAGAUCUCUCAUCUCAUCCAAGACAGGUCCCAAACCCUUGACACAUUUAUUCCCACAGCCUUUGUCAUAUUCCAUACAGAUCUGAAAUUGGAUCCUUGUAUAAAUCAAUGGAACAGUCGUUCUGAACUUCCACCCGCAUAGCCUGCCUAUAGCAGGGCACAGAAGGGCAUUGUUUUUUUAAGGCCACCACCACCCGGCAGCGUUCACUCACUCAAACCGAUGUAAGAAGAAGAAGAAAAAAAACCCCACUGGCACAGUUAUUUUAAAAUGUUUUUUAUAAUAAUAUUGAUGCAAUAGAUAUGCACAUUUGUUGUCGUGCCUUUUGUCAAAGAGUCAGCACACGGUGCCUUAUCAUGUGCCAAGUCGUACGUCACACUUCGCACUUCAGCUCCUCUAUUGGGAUUGCAAAACUUGGCGGGAGCCUCCCGAUAAAGAUUCUUGAGACUCGACGAGGCUUUCACGGGUAAACAAAGCUUGACAAAAACUAACGAUGAUACAAUAUUCAACCGCGAGCCACGGCUUCCUCAUCUCAUAUAAGCCGUGCUCACUGAAGGAAUUACACGUGACUUAAGAUCAAAGAAGGGCAAUCCUGAAUGUGUCAUAAAAGAUGGCUUCAGAAUUUUGGCACUAAUUUGGCAGAUGAUUCCACUGCCGAUGUCUGCCGGAGAGGGUGGCAAAGCUACGAAGGAGGUCGGAGUCGGCUGAUCCCCGUGCCUGAGAUGGGUCAGUAGGGGUUCAUGAGUUUCACAUAACAUUCAGGUCCAAGUCUGUGGGAUUGCUUUAUCAAGAGUUUGAUAUGUAGGUAUGCAUUCCUUCACUGGAAAUCGAUGCAUUUUUUUACAGAACAAGCUGCUUAUCAACUUGCAUUAUUUUAUUUACUUUUAUCAGUGACUCUUCAUUAACGAUAUGAUUACGGCUGAACAUGGGUUCAUUAUAAGCUAACAGAUUAGUCGAAUGUAGAAAUUAGGUCACAGUGCCCCCUGUUUGAAACGAGCAUGAGGCAGAGCACGUGUCUGCUGCUGGUCUUGAGCCAAUGUUGCCUCUGGAGGAUGGCCACUGCGACGAUGGGUUAAGCCGGGGGCCGGCAACGAAAACAACGGGAAGAGUCAUUUGUUUUGAAUUCUGUAAAUAAAAUAAAAACAUUUCAAGAGGAGCUGCAAUGCGAUGUGAACACGAGACGGUGCUCCUUAAUAAAUAACGUCACAAAACAGUUCCUUGAGUAGCCGCAUGCGGCUUCGGAGCCGUAGGUUGGUGACCCCUACCCAUGGUGAACUGGACUUCCAUGGUGAACUGGACUUCCAUGGUCAGGGGGUCAGCAACCAAAAUAACAAGACGAGCCAAUUUUUUUUCCCCGAAUUUCAAGAGCCGCACUGCAGCCCCUUAAAGAGCCACCGCAUGCGGCCCCGGAGACGCAGGUUGCCGACCCCCUGGGUAAAGCUGACCCCCAAAUAGAGCUCUCUCAUUCUGCCCGAUUGUGAGCGGGAGCGCCUGCCACAGCGCCACCUGAGCUGGCAGCUGCGUUGUUAUUAUCUACGGAAAAAUCUGCCUCUGCUCAUGUUUGCAAUCUUUAGGGCAUGCGAUCCGGAAGAUCGUGCCGAUAUUUGUUGGCGAGUCAAAUCUACAACUGUCGUUUUUUUUUCUUCCCCCAAACAUUUUAUUGUAAUGUUAAUACUUACAUAUGUUCAGCGCUUGCCACUGCUGAGCAGUCAAGCAGAGAUGCCUCCUCGGUCGUUAAAAUGCCAAAGCUGAUGUGUUUUGGACCAAUGCGCACGGCUGGUCCAAUCUUUGUAGAACUUUGGGAUUUUCCCACGCAAUGAUGGGAGAUGAGGCUAUUGGCAGGUGUUUACACUGACAGGCAACGUACACUUAGCUCCAUCAGAUCAUCACAAAUGGCCAAUAACGGAGAGGCAAGACCACGUGCAGUUUCUGGACACGAUUGCAAGGCAAACGCACGGUGGAUGGAGUCGGAAUUAAAGAUUUUCCGCACAUCCAAUUAUCACGGUUGGCUAUGUACGGUGCUAAAGAAGUUCAACGUACACUAUCAGUCAUCCGCCCACCCAGCUACAGAGUAAUGUUUGACGCGCGACGGCAAAGCUGAUCUUUUUAAUUCUCAAAGCUGGACUUUAGCAAAAUCAAGGGGAAAAUCAAAUGUGAUUUUUUGUUGUUGUGCGGUCAUUGGUGAUCAGGCUGAGAUGAAGCAACUACACUUGAGAAACAGGUUUAAUCUCAGUCCACUGCCUGGAUUCGAACCCAUGCUAGCAUGCGUGCCAAGUCAGAACUGAUGUCUUAAGUCAAUGUAGCGGCCUCAAGUAGCUGCAGAUGUCCCGUAACCCCAUCACAUACAACAUGCAGAAAUCUAAAAACAUUGCUGCUCACGCCAUUCAGUGGAAUAAUAAUCGGUGGUACGAUUAAUUCAGAAUCAGAAUAUUUAUACUGGAAGAAUCCGAUGAGCUUUAAAGCUCUUUAACACAGAUGUCCGAACGUUGGGUUGCUCGGUCAAUGGCCAGGGUCAACGGCGGCGUGGUGUAUUCCGCAAAUAUGCCCGACUGUGAGGGCGGGCACAAGCCGGCGUGAGUAGGUUAAACGUUGAGUUUUAUAAGGGCACCACGGUGUGACCCGCCCCUCCCCACCCAGCCCCACCCCUCCCACCCCCCACCCAGCCCCACCUUCCCCACCCAGCCCCUCCCCACCCAGCCCCUCCCCACCCAGCCCCUCCCUGCACGACGGACGCAAUAAUCCCCUGUGGGCUGGUGUAACCAGGAGGUUCCUACCAGUAUGAAACUAAUCCAUCCCCAUCCUAGCAGACAAAGCCCCCUGAGGCAUUAAAUAAUUUCCAAAAAAGAUUUGCCCACAAAUGAUAGCUCAACAAAGUGGCUGCUCAUUUGGACAUUUUUAUCAGCAAAAUAAUCUAAAUAGUCUAAACCGGAGAGACAUGCAAACUCCAAAUAUACAGCAGGCGUCGGGGUCGGGAUCGAACCCCCGACCUCAUCGGAGUACAUGUCAGGAUUUAGUCAUUCCAGUACCUAUCAGCCCCUGGCUUGGGGAACGCCAACCCGAUGCAUGUUCGCAACAAUUAACCUGCACCUACUCCUUCAGAGCCAUUUAGAGGCCCACCUCUUAACAAGGCCGGGUUUUCAGGCGACACAGGCUCUAGAGGUACGGUCAUUUCGCGAUCAAAAUCUUGCAUCGGGAUCACUGUCACUUGAUUCCAAUGGAAAAAUAACACGAUCAUUAUCUUAUUUGGAAAUACGACAUGAUGUAGGCAGUCCCAACGAACCGCAAAUCAGAUGAUGAUCCGUAUGUCUUUGAUAUUUUAAGAUUGUAAACAGUUGUGUUGCUUAUUCCAGCAUUCUUCAUUAAUUUUCAGUGGGGGGGGGGUCACUUUCGCCGAUAAGACAUCAUCAGUGUGAGAGCCGCCACACAUUUGAAACCGUUAGGGGUUUGAUCGCAGCACGAUGAUGAUGGGGGGGGGGGGGUGUUUUCACCAUUUGUGUAUUGUCAGGCGCCGCGCGGGCCUUGCGUUGAAGAGCACUGGCUUAUUCAGUCGAAAUGCGGGUCAUGUUGCAAGAGGUGUUACCUACGGCACCUGCAAGCUGUGUGAAUGGUUUGCACCCUCGACUUGCAAUUCACAGCGCUCCGGGUCUGACUCAACCUCCCAGCGAGGCAGUGGAAACAAUGGGGGGCAGAUUUCUCUCUUCCCCCCCACCUCACCCUCCACCUCACCCUCCACCUCUCCCUCCACCUCACCCUCCACCUCUCCCUCCACCUUACCCUACACCUUACCCUUCACCUCACCCUCCACCUCACCCUACACCUUACCCUCCACCUCACCCUCCACCUCACCCUCCACCUCUCCCUCCACCUCACCCUCCACCUCACCCUACACCU